Didymodactylos carnosus is the source of this 2043-nucleotide messenger RNA. The record is from the annotation of a GenBank genome assembly. NCBI's taxonomy places the organism in Eukaryota, Metazoa, Rotifera, Eurotatoria, Philodinida, Philodinidae.
AUGCCCUCUACAGUUAUGUCAUCUAACAGUGACAUGAACGCUUCAGUCCCGUCAACCAACAGUGCUGCUUCCACCUAUACCGCAAGUUCAGGACAGGAUUCAAGCUCCAUAGUACCUAUUACUAGCGCAGCAUCAACCUACAUCGGUGGCUCAAACCCUUUAUCAUCUAAUGUCACUAUCAUGUCCGCGACACUUAUGCCAUCGAACACUGGUGGCUCCGGAGCAACGGCCAGUUUAAGUGAGGAUUCAAGUACAGCGUCUGGAAUUACCAACCCGGCAUCAACCAACGUCGCUAUCACGAACACUUUGCCAUCUAGCAGCAGUGCCAUGCCCUCGUCAGUUAUUUCGUCGAACAGUGCUGCUUCCGCCUCUGCCGCAAGUUUAGGCCAGGAUUCCAGCUCCAUGGCACCCUUUAGUGCUACAGUUAUGUCGUCCAACAGUGCCGGUUCGGCAUCAACCGCAAGUUUUAGUCAGGAUUCAAGUUCAGCGUCAGGUAUUACCAACCCGGCAUCAACCAACGUCGCUAUCACGAACACUUUGCCAUCCAGCAAUAGUGGAUUCAGUUAUUCAGUUAUUUCAUCGAACAGUGCUGCUUCCGCUCCUGCCGCAAGUUUAGGCCAGGAAUCAAGCUCAAUAGCACCCAUUACCAGCGCAGGAUCAACCAACGGCGCUGUCACGAACACUUUGCCAUCUAGCAGCACUGCCAUGCCCACUUCAGUUAUUUCCUUGAACAGUGCAGCUUCCGCUUCUGCUCAAAGUUUAGGCCAGGAUUCAAGCUCCAUGGCACCCAUUAGUGCUACAGUUGUGACAGCCACCAGUGGUGGUUUCGGAUCAACCGCAAGUUUAGGCCAGGAUUCAAGUUCAGCGUCUGGAAUUACCAACCCGGCAUCAACCAACGUCGCUAUCACAGACACUUUGCCACCUAGCAGCAGUGCCUUGCCCGCUUCAGUUAUUUCGUCGAACAGUGCAGCUUCCACCUCUGCUCCAAGUUUAGGCCAGGAUUCAAGCUCCAUGGCACCCAUUAGUGCUACAGUUGUGUCAGCCACCAGUGGUGGUUUCGGAUCAACCGCAAGUUUAAGCCAGGAUUCAAGUUCAGCGUCUGGAAUUACCAACCCGGCAUCAACCAACGUCGCUAUCACGAACACUUUGCCAUCUAGCAGCAGUGCCUUGCCCACUUCAGUUAUUUCGUCGAACAGUGCUGCUUCCGCCUCUGCCGCAAGUUUAGGGCAGGAUUCUAGCUCCAUAGCACCCAAUACUGCUACAGUUAUGGCGGCCAACGGUUCCGCAUCACCCGCAAGUUUAAGUCAGGAUUCAAGCUCCGUAGCAGCCAUUACUAGCGCAGGAUCAACCAACGGUGCUGUCACGAACACUUUGCCAUCUAGCAGCAGUGCCAUGCCCGCUUCAGUUAUUUCCUCGAACAGUGUUGCUUCCGCCUCUGCCGGAAGUUUAGGGCAGGAUUCAAGCUCCUUAGCACCCAUUACUGCUACGGCGGCUAACAGUGCCAGUUCCGCAUCACCCGGAAGUUUAAGUCAGGAUUUAAGUUCCGUGUUCGGAAUUAGCAACCCGGCAUCAACUAACGUCGCUAUCACGGACACUUUGCCGCCUAGCAGCAGCGCCUUGCCCGCUUCAGUUAUUUCGUCGAACAGUGCAGCUUCCACCUCUGCUCAAAGUUUAGGCCAGGAUUCAAGUUCAGCGUCUGGAAUUACCAACCCGGCAUCAACCAACGUCGCUAUCACGAACACUUUGCCAUCUAGCAGCAGUGCCUUACCCACUUCAGUUAUUUCGUCGAACCGUGCUGCUUCCGACUCCGCCGCAAGUUUAGGGCAGGAUUCUAGCUCCAUAGCACCCAUUACUGCUACAGUUAUGUCGUCCAACAGUGCCGGUUCGGCAUCAACCGCAAGUUUUAGUCAGGAUUCAAGUUCCGUGUUCGGAAUUAGCAACCCGGCAUCAACCAACGUCGCUAUCACGGACACUUUGCCGCCUAGAAGCAGUGCCUUGCCCGCUUCAGUUAUUUCGUCGAACAGUGCAGCUUCCACCUCUGCU